Phaeodactylum tricornutum CCAP 1055/1 is the source of this 2060-nucleotide messenger RNA. It is a transcript of the gene LCYB, whose product is annotated as precursor of cyclase lycopene beta cyclase. The transcript has 2 exons. Lineage: Eukaryota; Bacillariophyta; Bacillariophyceae; Surirellales; Neidiaceae. Gene Ontology annotation, molecular function: oxidoreductase activity, acting on paired donors, with incorporation or reduction of molecular oxygen. The coding region runs from base 1 to 1980 and encodes 659 amino acids. The record is from RefSeq and is a predicted model, not a curated record. Gene Ontology annotation, biological process: carotenoid biosynthetic process.
AUGGUGCAAAGGUGGAAUCUCGUGACGUAUUUAUUCGUGGCGGUUGCCGCUUUGAAGUCGGCGCACUGCUUCUCUCUAAACAGUCGGCGGCCCAUCCGUCGAGGGUGGUCGACUACCGCGAAUGUAGUCGCCCACAAAACCCUACAGUCCACCAGUAGUCCAAUAAGUCCUCGGACGAUUGUCAGUUCCUCACCAUUAACUCUAUUUGCUACCUCAUCGAGCGGCAUCGCUAGUGCUUCUGUUGAUACCACCAUCGUUGACGAAGUCUGCGAUGUACUAGUGUUGGGUUCUGGCCCAGCGGCUCGGGCGAUUGCGAGUUUGCUAUCGGCUCCGCAGCAAGGAGCCAUGAAGGUCAUUCUGGCUGAUCAAAACGUGGAUAAGGUAUGGCCCGCCAACUACGGUGUCUGGCAAGACGAAUGGCAGUCCGUUGUGGACCGCUUCCAAGCCGCGGGUGUUCCGUUCGUGGGGGGCAACGUAGACAACGCCAUCGAUCGAGCCUGGAACGUGACGGACUGUUACUUUGGUGGAUCGUUUGACAUUCCAAUGGAGGAACAAAUGCGAGUCAAUCGACCAUACUACCGCGUCGAUAAAUAUGCUUUGCGCGAUUCGCUGACAGGAAACGAGUACAAGAUUGUGAAAGCAAACCAUAUCAGCAAGGCAAUUGGACCCAAUUUGUACAGUCCGGCUGGGAGUCUAAUGCACGACGAAGACGGAACCACCAUCCAGUUGCGAACGAAAGACGACCAGUUUUUGACUGUACGUUCGAAACUGGUAGUGGACUGUACAGGGCACGAAACGAAAUUGGUGCUUAGGGAAACCCGGCCGGAAAGCCAACCACCCGGCUUCCAGAUUGCGUACGGAUGCUUGGUAGAUGUGGACGAAAGCAACAGUCCCGAUUUGUCACGUUUUGGUCCCUACGACAAGGAAGCCAUGACCUUGUUCGACUACCGAACUGAUCACUUUUUGACUGAGGAGGAGAAAAUCAAAGCCGAUCGUGCGCCCACAUUUAUGUACGCAAUGCCAAUAAAGGAUAACCAAGUCUUUUUCGAAGAAACAUCACUCGUGGCGCGACCCGCCAUGUCGUUCCAGGAAUGCAAAGAUCGUUGUUUCCGGCGCCUCGAAUACCUUGGCAUUAGGGUGACCAAGGUACACGAAGAAGAAUUUUGUUACAUUCCGAUGGGCGGGGCCUUGCCUGCGAAGGACCAACGCGUGCUAGCAAUUGGCGGCUCCGCUGCCAUGGUGCAUCCCAGUACCGGCUAUCAUAUCUGCCGGUGUCUCAUGGGAGCCACCGAUAUGGCAGCGGCUAUUCAAAAGGAAAUGUCAUAUUCUCCUGCGGCUCCUAAUCUAGAUCGCGUUGCAGCUUCGGCAUAUGACGCCCUGUGGUCACCUGAAAAUAUAAUGCAGCGUAAUUUUGCGGUAUUCGGUGGGGAAUUCUUGAUGAAGCAGAAUGUCGUUGGUUUGCGCGGUUUCUUUGACGGUUUUUUUCGCCUACCGACCGAGCUAUGGGGUGGUUUCUUGGCCGGGUGGCCAGGCCUCCCCAAUAACGACAAACACGAAUCUUGGAUCGCGAGAUUGUGGUACGGCAUGAAUUUUAUCGUACGAAUUCCCCCUCUGGUCGCUGUGGACAUGCUGGCGAGCAUUGCGACGUACAUGGUCACGGAAGGCGUUCCUUUGCCGCAAUCUGUGACGCCGUUCUUUGGCAAGCCGGAAUCGUACGAAUACAAACGCAACGUGGACGGUGUCGGGGACGUGGCGGCCAAGAGUGAAGCUCGACGAAUGCUUCUGGAAUCGGAGGUGGAGAAAGACGUUCCGAUUGCCUUUAGUUCCACCGAGGAUGGUCGAAUUCUGUCGGAAAGCAAAGCAGGGAUCUUGAGUCAAUCGGUGCCGCAAUUCAAAUCCGCCGAGGUUGUCGAAGCUAAAAGGAAGGCGAUCACCGAUGACUCUCGUUUGGACGAAACAAUCGUGGAAGGUUUCCAGUAGGAAAAUAUGUGUAUCGAUCUACGACUAGAGAUCUGUACUUUAUGCCGGUGAUAAAAUAAGGUACCCAAUGUUCGCGUACC